UCCCCACGGCCCGCCCUGCCCGCCCGGCUGCAGCUCGCGGAGAGCGGAGAGCCUCUCUCUGCGUCCUCGUCCUCGUCCUCCCAGGCAGCCCACCAGACCCGGCCCUCGCUGGACGGAGACUCGCAGGCCGCAGGCAUGAGGCUGGCCGGCGCGCUGCUGCCCCUGCUGCUGCAGGCCUGCUGGGUGGCCCGGGGGGCCGCACAGGACGAGCAGGAGCCCACCAGGGCCAUCGCCUUCCAGGACUGCCCCGUGGACCUGUUCUUCGUGCUGGACACGUCGGAGAGCGUGGCCCUGCGGCUGAAGCCCUACGGGGCCCUGGUGGACAAGGUCAAGGCCUUCACCAAGCGCUUCAUCGACAACCUGCAGGACAGGUACUACCGCUGUGACCGCAACCUGGUGUGGAACGCGGGCGCGCUGCACUACAGCGACGAGGUGGAGAUCAUCAGCGGGCUCUCGCGCAUGCCGGCCGGCCGCGACGCGCUCAAGGCCAGCGUGGACGCGGUCAACUUCGGCAAGGGCACCUACACCGACUGCGCCAUCAAGAAGGGGCUGGAGGAGCUGCUGGUGGGGGGCUCCCACCUGAAGGAGAACAAGUACCUGAUCGUGGUGACGGACGGGCACCCCCUGGAGGGCUACAAGGAGCCGUGCGGAGGCGGCCUGGAGGACGCCGUGAACGAGGCCAAGCACCUGGGCGUCAAAGUCUUCUCAGUGGCUAUUACGCCCGAACUGGAGCCGCGCCUGAGCAUCAUUGCCACGGACCACUCGUACCGGCGCAACUUCACGGCGGCGCCGGACUGGGGCAGCAGCCGCGGUCGCGGGGAGGUGCGCAGCACAUCGGACCUCACGGACAUGAUCAAAAACAACGUGGAGCAAGUGUGCUGUUCCUUCGAGUGCCAGCCCGCCAGAGGACCACCAGGGCUCCGGGGCGACCCCGGGUACGAGGGAGAACGCGGCAAGCCCGGGCUCCCCGGAGAGAAGGGAGAAGCUGGAGAACCCGGACGGCCCGGGGACCUCGGCCCGGUCGGGUACCAGGGCAUGAAGGGAGAGAAGGGGAGCCGCGGGGAGAAGGGCUCCAGGGGACCCAAGGGCUACAAGGGCGAGAAGGGCAAGCGCGGCGUGGAUGGCGUGGACGGCAUGAAGGGGGAGACGGGGUACCCAGGCCUGCCAGGCUGCAAGGGCUCUGCCGGAUUCGACGGCAUUCAAGGACCCCCCGGCCCCAAGGGAGACGCAGGUGCCUUCGGACUGAAAGGGGAGAAGGGCCAGCCCGGAGCCGACGGCGAGGCCGGGAGACCCGGGAACUCGGGGCCGCCUGGAGACGAGGGCGAACCGGGAGAGCCGGGCCCCCCAGGAGAGAAAGGAGAGGCUGGUGACGAGGGGAACGCAGGACCCGACGGCGCCCCCGGAGAGAGGGGCGGCCCUGGAGAACGAGGACCCCGAGGGACCCCAGGCACUCGGGGGCCGAGAGGAGACCCGGGUGAAGCUGGACCCCAAGGCGACCAGGGACGAGAAGGCCCCACUGGCGUCCCCGGAGACCCGGGCGAGGCUGGCCCCGUUGGAGCUAAAGGUUACCGUGGCGACGAGGGUCCCCCCGGGACUGAGGGCCCCAGAGGAGCCCCAGGACCCGCCGGGCCCCCCGGAGACCCAGGGCUGAUGGGCGAAAGGGGUGAAGACGGCCCCCCGGGAAACGGCACCGAGGGAUUCCCCGGAUUCCCCGGCUACCCGGGCAGCAGGGGCCCUCCCGGGAUAAACGGCACCAAGGGCUACCCGGGCCUCAAGGGGGACGAGGGCGAAGCUGGGGACCCUGGAGACGACAACAACGACGUCUCGCCCCGAGGUGCCAAAGGAGCGAAGGGGUACCGGGGCCCCGAAGGCCCCCAGGGACCCCCGGGACACGUGGGACCACCCGGGCCGGACGAGUGCGAGAUCCUGGACAUCAUCAUGAAGAUGUGCUCUUGCUGUGAGUGCACGUGCGGCCCCAUCGACAUCCUGUUCGUGCUGGACAGCUCCGAGAGCAUCGGCCUGCAGAACUUCGAGAUCGCCAAGGACUUCAUCACCAGGGUCAUCGACCGGCUGAGCCGGGACGAGCUGGUCAAGUUCGAGCCGGGGCAGUCGCACGCCGGCGUGGUGCAGUACAGCCACAACCAGAUGCAGGAGCACGUGGACCUGCGGAGCCCCAACAUCAGGAACGCGCAGGAGCUCAAGGAAGCCAUCAAGAAGCUGCAGUGGAUGGCGGGCGGCACGUUCACGGGCGAGGCUCUGCAGUACACGCGGGACCGGCUGCUGCCGCCCACCCAGAACACGCGCAUCGCGCUGGUGAUCACGGACGGGCGCUCGGACACGCAGCGUGACACCACGCCCCUCAACGUGCUCUGCGGCCCCGACAUCCAGGUGGUCUCCGUGGGCAUCAAGGACGUGUUCGACUUCGUCCCCAGCUCCGACCAGCUCAACGACAUCUCCUGCCAACCCGGGGCGUCGCCGCAGGCCCGGCCCGGCCUCUCGCUGGUCAAGGAGAACUACGCGGAGCUGCUGGAGGACGCCUUCCUCAAGAACAUCACGGCGCAGAUCUGCAUAGAUAAGAAGUGCCCGGACUACACCUGCCCGAUCACCUUCUCCGCCCCGGCCGACAUCACCAUCCUCCUGGACGGCUCGGCCAGCGUGGGCAGCCACAACUUCGACAUCACCAAGCGCUUCGCCAAGCGCCUGGCGGAGCGCUUCCUCAGCGCGGGCAGGGCCGACCCCUCCCAGGACGUGCGCGUCUCGGUGGUGCAGUACAGCGGCACCGGCCAGCAGAGGCCGGAGCGCGCGGCGCUGCAGUUCGUGCAGAAUUACACGGUGCUGGCCAGCGUCGUGGACGGCAUGGCCUUCCUCAACGACGCCACGGACGUCACCGACGCCCUGAGCUACGUGACCCGCUUCUACCGCGAUGCCUCGCCCGGCCCGGCCAAGAAGAGGCUGCUGCUCUUCUCCGACGGCAACUCGCAGGGCGCCACAGCCGCGGCCAUCGAGAAGGCCGUGCAGGACGCGCAGCGGGCGGGCCUCGAGAUCUUCGUGGUGGCGGUCGGCCGCCAGGUGAACGAGCCGCACGUCCGCGUCCUGGUCACCGGCAAGACGGCCGAGUACGACGUGGCCUUCGGCGAGCGCCACCUGUUCCGCGUGCCCAGCUACCAGGCCCUGCUGCGGGGCGUCUUCUACCAGACCGUCUCCAGGAAGGUGGCGCUGGGCUAGCGGGCGCGCCACCACCGCCGCCAGCGCCUCCCCACCCCGUCCCCAAACAGGAAGUGAAAUGUGACCCGAGUUUUCCCGACCA
Molecule: messenger RNA, 3307 nt
Organism: Microcebus murinus (gray mouse lemur)
Lineage: Eukaryota; Metazoa; Chordata; Mammalia; Primates; Cheirogaleidae
Source: RefSeq, a predicted model, not a curated record